This is a messenger RNA of Amborella trichopoda, 1549 nucleotides long. RefSeq names its product high cyclic electron flow 1 (gene HCEF1). Gene Ontology annotation, cellular component: cytosol; cytoplasm. Gene Ontology annotation, molecular function: fructose 1,6-bisphosphate 1-phosphatase activity. Gene Ontology annotation, biological process: fructose 1,6-bisphosphate metabolic process; sucrose biosynthetic process; fructose 6-phosphate metabolic process. The record is from RefSeq and is a predicted model, not a curated record. Lineage: Eukaryota; Viridiplantae; Streptophyta; Magnoliopsida; Amborellales; Amborellaceae.
AGGUCCAAUUAGCUUUGAAUGAACCAUGUUAACUAUCAAAUGGAGAGCGAGUAAGAUAGAAAUAUUGAGGCGUGAGAUAGAGCAUCCAGGUUAGCCAUACAACGAGUGGGAGAAAGGUAGGGGGACUGCACAAGUGGGCCAUCUUCUGGUUCUGCCCCAUCCUUUAGAGAGACACAGAGAGGGUCCGACAAUGGCUGCUGCAGUUCCGGCCUCGACGCAGCUAUCGCUCCCCCACUCACGGUCACUCUCGCGCCUGAGCACCGCCGGAAAAUACUCCGACGUGAGAACCCCAAAGUGCCCUCACCGGAGGACCUUAAUUUCCGGCACUACCCUCAGAAUUCGAGCACUAGCAGUGAGCACAAUGCAAGCAUCUGCCCCAAAGAAGAAGAGCUCUUCUUAUGACUUACAACCCCUAACAAGUUGGCUUCUUAAGCAAGAGCAAGCUGGUAUUAUUGAUGCAGAAUUAACAAUUGUUCUCUCAAGUGUCUCUAUGGCUUGCAAGCAAAUAGCUUCCCUGGUUCAAAGAGCUGGUAUCUCUAAUCUCACUGGCGUUCAAGGUGCCAUUAAUAUUCAAGGAGAGGACCAAAAGAAACUAGAUGUAGUGUCCAAUGAGGUCUUCUCCAAUUGCCUAAGAUCAAGUGGAAGGACUGGAAUUAUAGCCUCCGAAGAGGAGGAUGUACCAGUUGCAGUGGAAGAGAGCUAUUCAGGCAAUUACAUUGUGGUCUUUGAUCCAUUGGAUGGCUCCUCAAAUAUUGAUGCAGCAGUCUCCACAGGAUCCAUUUUUGGGAUUUAUAGCCCUAAUGAUGAGUGCCUUGCAGACAUCGGUGAUGAUGAAGCGUUAGACCAACUGGAGCAAAAAUGUGUGGUAAGUGUGUGUCAACCAGGAGACAACCUGUUAGCUGCUGGAUAUUGCAUGUACUCAAGCUCAGUCAUCUUUGUGCUCUCCAUUGGCAAUGGAGUCCACUCCUUCACCCUUGAUCCCAUGUAUGGCGAGUUCGUUCUCACACAACAAGAUAUCAAGAUCCCAAAACAGGGCAAGAUAUAUUCCUUCAAUGAAGGGAACUACAGGCUUUGGGAUGAGAAGCUCCAAAAGUACAUGGAUGACCUCAAGGACCCCGGCCCUUCCGGCAAGCCGUACUCAGCCAGGUAUAUUGGAAGUUUGGUGGGAGAUUUUCAUAGAACAUUGUUAUAUGGAGGGAUUUAUGGGUACCCAAGAGACAAGAAGAGCAAGAAUGGGAAGCUAAGGCUGCUGUAUGAGUGCGCACCCAUGAGCUUCUUGGUGGAGCAGGCUGGUGGUAAGGGGUCUGAUGGUCACAGAAGAAUCCUCGACAUACAACCUGAGGAGAUCCACCAGAGGGUUCCUCUUUACAUUGGGAGUGUUGAGGAAGUUGAGAAAGUGGAGAAAUACUUGUCAUGAUAAACAACUCUUCAAUCUUUUAUAUGCUUUUUUUUUUUUUUUCGUGAAGCUCUGUGAUGGAAAAGAAUAAAUUACCAAGUAUUAUGUGAUGAAUUAUGUUUGCAAUGAAAGAAUUGUGAUUUCUUUCAGUUA